Molecule: messenger RNA, 1050 nt
Organism: Plasmodium berghei ANKA
Lineage: Eukaryota; Apicomplexa; Aconoidasida; Haemosporida; Plasmodiidae
Product: replication factor C subunit 5, putative
Exons: 1
Coding region: 1-1050 (349 amino acids)
Biological process (GO): DNA repair; DNA-templated DNA replication
Cellular component (GO): DNA replication factor C complex; nucleus
Molecular function (GO): DNA clamp loader activity
Source: RefSeq, a predicted model, not a curated record
AUGUGGCUAGAAAAAUAUGCACCGAGAAACCUUGACGAAUUAAAUAUUCAUAAAGAUAUAACUGCACGUUUGAAAAAGUUGAGUGUGCAUAAUGAUUUGCCUCAUAUAAUAUUUUAUGGAGCCCCGGGCGGGGGUAAGAGUACAAGAAUUGAUUGUCUAAUAAAAGAAAUUUUUAAAGAUGAAAAAAUAAUUCGACGCCCCGAAAAUAUAACUAAUACAGAAAGUAAAAUAAAUAUAAAUGUAAUACAAAGCAAUUAUCAUUUAGAAUUACAAUGUUUUGAAUUAGGAACAAAAGAUAAAAUUAUAGUACAAAAUAUAAUAAAAGAAUUAUGUAGCUAUAAAUCUAGUGCAUCUUUUUUUUCAAAAAGACCAAUGUAUAGAAUAUUUGUUUUUAAAGAUGCUGAAUUUUUAAGUGAAGGUGCACAAGCCGGAUUAAGACGAACCUUAGAAACUUAUAUAAGAAAUGCUAGAGUUAUAUUACAUUUAGAACAUUUAUCAAAAAUUAUUGAACCAUUAAAAAGUCGAUGUAUAUGUAUAAGAGUUCCAUUACCAACUGAAGAAGAAAUAUUUACAGUGUUAAAAAAUAUAUGUGAUAAUGAAAAUGUAUCAUCAAAUUAUAAUUCGACAAAUUUUUUUAAAACAUUAAUUAAUAUACAUGGAAGAAACUUAAGAAAAUGUAUUAUGGCAUUAGAAAUGACAGUUUAUUCAAAUUCAGAUAAACCUCAUCAUUCUAUAUCAGUGGCUCAUACUUAUAUUAAUGAAUUAUGUAAUUUUGUUUUUAUAAAUCCAACACAAAUUAAAAUCAAAGAAUGUGUAACAAAAAUACAAAGUUUAAUAACUUGCCAAAUACCCGUUAAUUUUAUUUUUGAAACUACUAUUAAAUAUUUAUUAAACAGUAAAUAUGAUAAUAAACUUAAAUAUUAUUUUUUAAGAUUAUCAUCUCAUUUUUCAUACCUUUCAGAAUGUUCAUAUGACAAAAGUAUUUCACUCAUUGCAUUUAUUAUAAAUGCAAAUACAGCCAUAUUAAAAUAUUCCUCAUCCAAGAAAUGA